AUGGCAUCCUUGAAUAGAGGUGUUUCUGGAACUGAUUUUCGAAAUGCUCAUGUUGAUGAAAGGGAAACUCUUUUGGAGCAUGAUAGCGAGCCGGAUGAAGAUAUGAUUUUCAAUCGCUCCAGCAUAUCUGAUGACGAUGAAAUCAAAGUUCACAAAAAAAUCGAUAGCGUAAAAAUACAAAUACGUGAAGUAACUGAUGUAAUGCGUGAUAACGUACAAAAAGUAUUAGAAAGGGGAGAACGAUUAGAGGACUUGCAAUUAGCAAGUGAUCGAUUGAAUUUUGCUGGUAAUGAAUUCCGCGACGCAGCCCGACGAGCACAACGUAGAGCGUGGUUACAAAAUAUUAAGUCCCGAUUAGACCAUUCUGUAAUAUUUUCAGUUCUAGACGUCGUGGUGCUUUAUCUGAUAGGCUUGUCCGCAGUGAUUGCAUUUAUUGCCGCGUAUAUUUUUACCGGAAGUCGAUGGCGUACAUUGUUUAUUAUUUACAAAACUCUACCGAGAGAUAUAACCGGAGCAUUUAGAUUUUUAAAAGUAAAUUUUUUACUGUGGUAUUGGGAAAAGCGUCAGUUUACAGUCGCUAAAUUGUUUAAGAGACAGGCCAAAUCAAAUCCAAAUAAAGUAGCGUUGAUGUACGAAAACCAGGAGUGGACUUAUAAACAGUUAGAUGAUUUUAGUGAUCGAUUAGCAUAUUCCGUUCGCACUCAACCAAUCAAGAGUGGUGAUAGUGUUGCCUUACUUAUGGAAAAUCAUCCGGAAUAUAUUGGAAUUUGGCUGGGAUUGAGCAAGGCUGGUUUUGUUACUGCCCUAAUCAAUACCAAUUUACGGAAAGAUGUUCUAAUUCACAGCAUUAAUGCUGCCGAGUGUAAAGCUAUCAUUUUUGGUGCUGAAUUCAAAGAUGCAAUUGAUGAAAUAAGAACAAAGAUACCUAAUAUAAUUUUGUACCAGUGGUCAGAAGAUGAAAAAACACCAAUUUUGAAAAAUGCCAUUGAUUUAAAGAGUCUGAUAGCUAGAAAUUCAGCAGAUUCUAUCAAUAUUGACAUAUCGUUCGGUCAUCCUCGGGAUAAAUUAAUUUAUAUAUACACAUCUGGAACCACAGGAAUGCCUAAGGCUGCGGUUAUUAAUAAUCUCAGGUACAUGUUGAUAUCUUGCGGUGUAUACUACAUGCUUGACCUUCGGCAGACGGAUCGUAUUUACGAUUCGCUGCCACUGUACCAUUCAGCAGGUGGUAUUGUUGGUGUUGGUCAAGCACUUUGCACUGGAGUAACCGUGGUGUUGAGGAAAAAAUUCAGUGCCUCAAAAUUCUGGGAUGACUGUAUUCAGUACGAGUGCACUGUUGCUCAAUACAUCGGAGAAAUUUGUCGGUUUUUACUAUCAGUUCCCGCCAGCCCUAAUGACACUAAUCACAAAAUCCGGCUUAUGUUUGGCAACGGGUUGCGACCUCAAAUAUGGGAGACAUUCGUUAAACGAUUCCAGAUCAAACAGAUUGGCGAAUUCUAUGGUGCGACUGAGGGAAAUUCAAAUUUAGUAAAUAUUGAUAACCGGGUAGGUGCCGUCGGGUUUAUACCUAAAUUCGCUGGUCGCUUAUACCCCGUUACUCUGUUGAGGAUUGAUGAAGAGACUGGCGAGCCAAUUAGACGAAAUGGAUUGUGUGUUCCCUGUAAAGCAGGCGAGCCCGGAAUAUUUGUUGGGAAAAUAAAUCCCAAGAAGGCAGUGAAUGAUUUCAGUGGGUACGCUGAUAAAAAAGAGUCGGAGAAAAAAAUUCUGUAUGAUGUCUUUAAAAAAGGAGACCGCGUUUUUAACUCGGGUGAUAUUUUAGUAAUGGAUGAGCUCGGGUAUUUUUAUUUUAAAGACAGAAGAGGAGAUACCUACAGAUGGAAGGGCGAGAAUGUCGCUACCGCUGAAGUAGAAGCAGUUAUCAGUAAUAUUUUAAGUUUAAAAGACGCUGUAGUUUAUGGGGUUGAAAUUCCCGAAAACGAGGGUAAGGCUGGAAUGGUUGCAAUAUACGACCCUGAAAAUUCAUUAAAUCUUAAAGAGUUGGCGGAAGGUAUAAAAAAAGGCUUACCGUCAUACGCCAGACCACUUUUUAUUAGAGUUUUAUCACAACUACCUCUUACAGGUACUUUCAAGCUUCAAAAGCGUGAUCUACAAAGAGAGGGAUACGAUGUAACAAAGGACAUUAAUUGUCGUGAUAAAAGAAAAAUAGCUACAUUUAUUCGCAAUCUGAUAAGAUAA
Messenger RNA from Cotesia congregata, 2232 nucleotides. The record is from the annotation of a GenBank genome assembly. Lineage: Eukaryota; Metazoa; Arthropoda; Insecta; Hymenoptera; Braconidae.